Melanotaenia boesemani (Boeseman's rainbowfish) is the source of this 1504-nucleotide messenger RNA. Its product is annotated as heme-binding protein 1-like. The record is from RefSeq and is a predicted model, not a curated record. Bases 235 to 810 code for a protein of 191 amino acids. Lineage: Eukaryota; Metazoa; Chordata; Actinopteri; Atheriniformes; Melanotaeniidae. The transcript is spliced from 4 exons.
AUCCCCGACUUCUUCCUGAAGAGAAAAAAGACAUCUGUUGAGGAGAGUCCAUCCUCACAGAAAAGUGUGCGCUCUUCUCAGGAGGAGACCUCGGACAUCGAGUUUUAGUAGGAAAACAAACUCAAAGUGCCUACAGAUAGAGCAAGUUGGCAGGAAUAAACAGAAGGAAGAAAAGGGAGGAUAAACUACGCAGUUAAAGAGCGGAAAAGAGGAGAGGUGACCCCAGCCGAAGCGAUGUUUGGCAUGCUCAAAAAUUCGCUCUUUGGAAAUAACGAGGAGACGGAAUAUAAAAUGCUCAGCAGCGAAUCAAAGGAUGGAGUUAGCUUUGAGGUGCGUCGGUAUGAUCCAGCCAAGUACGCUACCAUCUCCUCUGAGGGACGAACCUAUGACCAGGUGACCGGGGAGCUAGUGAGGAAGCUGCUCAUGUAUAUCGGUGGGAGCAACGAACAAGGUGAAGCCAUGGGUAUAGCCUUUCCUAUCAUCAUCACAGUGUAUCCACGAAAUGAUGGCGUUCUCUCCCGACGUUUGGCAGUAGCCAUCCGUAUUCCCAACACCUAUCAGAUAAGCCCUCCAACUCCCACAGACAGUGCCAUCAGGAUUGAAGAUCGGCCUGGCAUGACCGUCUAUGCUCUUCAGUUUGGUGGCUUCGCAGGGGAAAGCGAGUACCGAGCAGAGGCCUUGCGUCUGACGCGCACUCUGGGUGAGACGGCUCCAUUUCAGCGCAAGCAGUACUUCUGUUGUAGUUACGACCCACCGCUCAAGCCUUACGGACGCAGAAAUGAGGUGUGGUUUCUACAGGAAGAGCCGUAGGAGCCCUUCACUUACACAUGGCACAAUCAUUUCUUUAUUAAACCAUAAUUACCUGGUUAUCACUUAUAGUUGUUGGAAAAACUGAAAUCGGGUGUGACAGAAGCAGAAAAUUUCAAAUUUGAGAUAAACUGAGUAACCAACCGGUUUAAUAGUUUUUAUAGUAGUUUUUAUUGCAGAUGCCGUUUCCUGUUCAGAAUUUACAUUUGCAAUGAUUGCUCAAUUAAACAGCAGUUGACGGGAGGGAAAUACAUAAAUUUCAAUUAAACUGGUACGCUUCUGAAAUUUUACUACUGACAUGAAAGUUUGAAAAAUCUUAUAUUUAUCUAAAGUUAGUUGUAAAAUCAUUUAUGUUAGAGAUAAGUUUGUCAUUAAAGAUACUGAGUCCCAGUAGAGCUUCGAUCUCACCGACGAAAACUUUGCACAUCUUUAACCUAGUUUACAACCACAAAGAAAUGUAAGAAAAAAUUAACAAUAGAGAUCUGAUUGUCAAAAAAUAAUCCUCCUUUUCCUAAGUAGGGAACCAGACAUUAACAGGAAUUGAGCCAUAAAGUAGAAUUAGGCUUUAUGAAUCAGUGUGUGGGCAGCUGUGAGUGGAACAUAGCUACAUCCUGGUGUUGUUAUAAACUUUGUGAUUAAUUGUUGGUUUAGAAAACCUGUGAAAGGAGUGAAUAUUUUUUGUUUUAGUGUAUCACAA